CUUGCUAAGAGCAUCACAGAGGGACGCGAAGCAUCGGGGGCGCGGGACAGGACCAUUCCCGUCGGAUUGCGGCCUUUCUCAGACGCACUUCUGUUCCCUCGGCCGGGGAGCCGGAGGCCUGGGGCGCCCCUUCCGCACCGGGCCGCGUUUUCCGCCGAGAGCAGGGGCACCAUGAGCGGGGACCCAGUGAACUUCAGCGAUGCCUUCAGUCUGAAUGAGGAUUAUUUCGGGUCGGGUAACAGUUCAGACUACGUACUUGACGACAAUGCCUUGCUGUGCUCCUUGCAGGAGGUCAGGACGUUCUCUGGGCUGUUCGUGCCCAUCGCCUACUCCCUGAUCUGCAUCUUUGGCCUCCUGGGCAACGUUUUGGUGGUGGUCACCUUUGCUUUCUACAAGAAAGCCAAGUCUAUGACAGACGUGUACCUGUUGAACAUGGCCGUGGCCGACAUACUGUUUGUCCUCACGCUCCCGUUCUGGGCCGUCAGCCACGCCACCGGCACGUGGCUCUUCAGCAACGCCACGUGCAAGCUGAUGAAGGGCAUCUACGCCGUCAACUUCAACUGCGGCAUGCUGCUGCUGACCUGCGUCAGCACGGACCGCUACAUCGCCAUCGUCCAGGCCACCAAGUCCUUCCGGCUGCGGUCCAGGGCGCUGGCACACCGCAGGGCCAUCUGCCUCGUGGUCUGGGGGGCGUCCGUCCUCAUCUCCAGCUGGACGUUCAUGUUCAGCCAGAAGUACAGCGUGCAGGGCGGCGCCGUGUGCGAGCCGCGCUUCCAGGCCGUCUCGGACCCCGUCCGCUGGAAGCUCCUGAUGCUCGGGCUCCAGCUCCUCUUCGGCUUCUUUGUCCCGCUGGUCUUCAUGAUAUUCUGCUACAUGUUCAUCGUCAGAACCCUGGUGCAGGCCCAGAACUCCAAGCGGCACAAGGCCAUCCGCGUGAUCAUCGCCGUGGUGCUCGUGUUCCUGGCUUGCCAGAUCCCGCACAACAUGGUGCUCCUGGUGACGGCCGCGCAGCUGGGCAGGACGGACCGCUCCUGCCAGAGCGCCCGGCUGCUGGCCUACAGCAAGAACGUCACCGAGGUGCUGGCCUUCCUGCACUGCUGCCUCAACCCCGUGCUGUACGCCUUCAUCGGCCAGAAGUUCCGCAGCUACUUCCUGAAGAUCGUGAAGGACCUGUGGUGCCUGCAGAGGAAGCAGAAGGCGUCCGGCUUCUCCUGCUCCAGGCUGCACUCGGAGACCUUCACCUCCAGGCAGAACAGUGAGACCGUGGACAACGAGAACGCCUCGUCCUUCACCAUGUGACCGGCCGCGGCCCCGCGUGGGCUUGGACUCGGGACCCCGUCGUCCCACAGGGCUGGCCGCGGAGCCUCAGGUCCGCGGGGCUGCCGGGGUCCCCGCGCGGCGCGUCCCCACUCUCCUUCCCCGCAGCCCUGAGCCCCUGGGGCUCCCGCGGCUGGUGCUCCCCGAAGCAGAGCGAACUGCUGAGAGGCGUGGACGUUUUCCGGAGCAGUCGUGAAACGGCCCCCGGAGCGCGAUUUCUCCCCGUCACGGCCAACGGCUGCGGGGUCUGCAAAACCCAAGCGGAGCCCGUCGCGUGAGAGCCGCUCGCAGUCGCGCAGGCACAGCUGAAGCCCGCUCCCCGGGCUGGAGAAGCGGCCUGCGGAGAUGGAACAGAGCAGGCGGUGACGGCCAUCAGGAAAGCGUGUGUUUGCCUUAUUUCCCUGGGAAAACGGUCUCUGCAAGUGAUAAUCCUCCUCCACAAAUCUGCUCGACGGACAGAGUUCCACCAAGAUGCACACAGACGGCACCCUUCUAGCACCCUGACGGGCUUAAUAAAUAGUUGUUAACAAA
Messenger RNA from Hyaena hyaena (striped hyena), 1848 nucleotides. RefSeq names its product C-C motif chemokine receptor 6 (gene CCR6). The transcript is spliced from 3 exons. The coding region runs from base 172 to 1299 and encodes 375 amino acids. NCBI's taxonomy places the organism in Eukaryota, Metazoa, Chordata, Mammalia, Carnivora, Hyaenidae. Gene Ontology annotation, cellular component: membrane. Gene Ontology annotation, molecular function: C-C chemokine receptor activity. The record is from RefSeq and is a predicted model, not a curated record. Gene Ontology annotation, biological process: G protein-coupled receptor signaling pathway; positive regulation of dendritic cell chemotaxis; immune response.